AUGUCGAAUUUGUCAAAGCUUGAAUUUGUGGUAUUUGAUAUUUCUGGAAAAAAUUAUUUGUCAUGGGUACUUGAUGUUGAAAUUCACCUUACCGCUAAGGGUCUUGGUGAUAGUAUAAUCGAAGGAAAUAAAGCAUCAAGUCGAGAUAAAGCGAAAACUAUGAUUUUCCUUCGUCAUCAUCUUGCUGAAAGCCUGAAGGUUGAAUACUUGACGGUAAAAGAUCCACUUGAAUUGUGGAUAGGUUUGAAAGAGAGGUAUGACCACCUCAAGGCAACUGUAUUGCCAAGGGCUAGUUAUGAGUGGAUGCACUUACGGUUUCAAGAUUAUAAAAUCGUUUUUCAAAAAUACUCUGAAUUGAUCUCAUGCCUUCUGGUGGCUGAGCAACAUAAUGACCUUUUAAUGAGAAACCAUGAAGCCCGUCCCACUGGAAGUGCUCCGUUACCGAAAGCACACAUGAUAGAAGAACACGACCAGUCUGAAAUACGACAAAAUAAUCGGGGUCAUGAUAAUGUGCGUGGGCGUGGCAAAGGCAAAAGACGAUAUAAUAAUCGUCGAGGUGGUGGUCAUAACAAAAGGGAGAACAAUGUGGGUUCUCAAAAUAAUCUUUCUAAAGGAAAGGGCGAUCACUGUCAUCGUUGUGGCCUUAAAGGUCAUUGGAAAAAUGAAUGUCAGGCACCUGAGCAUUUUGUUAGGCUGUAUCAAAAUUCCAUCAAAAGGAAAGGAAAUAAAGGCGGUGCCUCCUCUUCUAAUGCCCGCGUGGAGUCACACUUGACUCUCAAAGAUGAUGCUCAAGCAGGAUAUUCUCAAAAAUAUGAUGAGAAUGUUGAGGCAAAUUUAGCAUUGAAAGAUGAUGCUUUUGAUGGGCUCAAUGAUAUUACUCAUCUAGAAGCUGAGGACUUCUUUGGGGAUUGCAAUUGA
This is a messenger RNA of Solanum tuberosum (potato), 918 nucleotides long. RefSeq lists its product as uncharacterized. Bases 1 to 918 code for a protein of 305 amino acids. Gene Ontology annotation, molecular function: nucleic acid binding; zinc ion binding. The transcript is spliced from 2 exons. The record is from RefSeq and is a predicted model, not a curated record. NCBI's taxonomy places the organism in Eukaryota, Viridiplantae, Streptophyta, Magnoliopsida, Solanales, Solanaceae.